Zootermopsis nevadensis is the source of this 3369-nucleotide messenger RNA. RefSeq names its product putative cytochrome P450 6a13. Gene Ontology annotation, molecular function: monooxygenase activity; heme binding; oxidoreductase activity, acting on paired donors, with incorporation or reduction of molecular oxygen. The record is from RefSeq and is a predicted model, not a curated record. NCBI's taxonomy places the organism in Eukaryota, Metazoa, Arthropoda, Insecta, Blattodea, Termopsidae.
UAACCUACUGACAGACAGUAGUUGCUAACCAUAAGUCACACUACAGAAGGUUAUCAAGUUGUUUAUGCAAGUUGUGUGUUGUUAGUGUUGUUAUAGGUAAUAUUCUACGUUGAAUGUGUUAAAUAUAACCUCAAAGAUUCGCACCGAAGCCAAGUUUCAAGUUUCUGGUUCAUAAACAACAUUUCAUACGUAAUUUAAGCGAGAGGAGCCAACUACACAAAGUCGUCUGUUCAACUUCGGUGUAGCGUCAACAGAGGAUAGAAGUGAGUCCAGGCAUGGGGAUAAUUUCAUGGCUUGCGGUAACGUUCAGCGUCGUCCUAAUCUUAAUUGGUGUUUUGUAUCUAUAUUUAAAUGUGGCAUUUUUAUAUUGGAGAAAAAGGAAUUUUCCUUAUCUGAGACCGACUUUUCCUUUCGGGAACCUUGGAGUACUUUUAACAAGACUGAAGAGUAUGGGAGAAGUAUACGCUGACAUUUACAGACAGAUGAACGGAAUGAAAUUUGGAGGAGUUUAUCUGAUGCACCGUCCACAGUUUAUUGUCAGGGAUCCGGAAAUGAUCAGGAAUUUUCUUAUUAAAGACUUCGAAUAUUUUCAUGACCAUGGAUUUGUCUUCGACGAGAAAAUCGAUCCCCUAACUGGUAAUCUGUUCAUGUUGACCGGAAAGAAGUGGAAGGAUCUUCGAGCCGUUUUGUCUCCUACGUUCAGCUCCGGUAAAAUGAAGAUCAUGUUCGAAACAAUGGUAGAGUGCGGACAAGGGUUGACGGAGUUUCUCGACGAAUAUGCGUACUCUAAAGAUAACGUCGAGAUGAAUGAAGUUGUCGCAAAAUUCACGACAGAUGUGAUCGCGUCCUGUGCUUUUGGUAUUCAAUGCAACUGUCUGAAGCAUCCGGACGCAGAAUUCAGACGAUGGGGGAAACGGAUGAUAGAACAGUCUUUGAUGGAAUCUAUCAUAGGGAUUCUGUACGUUCUUGUGCCAUCUAUCCCAAUCUUCUUUAAUCUGCCCCUGACUUCGAGGAGUGUAUCAGCUUUUUUCCGGAAGGUCGUCAGAGAAACAAUUGAAUUCAGGGAGAAAAAUGCUGUCAAACGGAAUGAUUUCUUACAACUCCUGAUUGACCUCAAGAACCAAAAACGGGGAAAGGAAGAUAAACCUGGUUUCACGAUGGAUGAAAUAACUGCGCAAGUAAUUGUCUUCUUCGUUGGAGGUUUCGAUACAACUUCUGUGACAAUGAGCUUUUGUUUGUAUGAACUUGCAAUGAACAUGGACGUCCAGACGCGUCUGUCAACUGAGAUAAAUACGGUGCUGCAGCAAUAUAACGGUAGAGUCACAUAUGAAGCCAUAAAGGAGAUGAAAUAUUUGGACAAAGUUGUGUCAGAGACACUGCGCAAAUAUCCACCAGUAACAUUCCUGAACCGCCACUGUACCAAAGACUACAACAUUCCUGAGACUGACCUCGUCAUUGAGAAGGGAGUCCAGAUGGUUGUGCCUGUCUUGGGGCUGCACAAAGACCCGGAGUACUUCCCCGAUCCAGAAAAAUUCGAUCCUGAGAGAUUCAAUGAGGAAACAAAAUCUCGUAGGCCAAACUACGUGUACCUGCCUUUUGGGGAUGGACCCAGAGUUUGUAUAGGAAAACGGUUUGGUGUAAUUCAAACCAAAGUGGGACUCGUGUGUCUGCUGUCAAAAUAUGAAUUCCAAGUUUGCGAUAAAACUGCAGAUUCUUUGAAAAUAGACCAGAGAAAAUUUAUCAUGACACCAACUGAAGGAGUGUGGCUUCAAGCCCGUUACAGAUCAGAUCCGUUUUAAAUCUAAUCCUUUUUCUACCCUUAACAUAGGUAGUGAUUAACUUAUGACGCUUUAUCAGCUGCAUAUGGUAUUUAUAAAAUGUGAGCUGAGAGGAUGAUUAUCAAACCUUGGAAACUAUGAAAAGGGUAUGAAAAAUAAGUUUCAUUGCCACACGUAUUAUCCAUUGUUUGCCUAGAAGUGGUAUUUAAAACUACACGAAACCUGUCAUGGCUGGUAUAUGGAUUAAAAAUCAAAAGUUAUGGUCUACUAAAGCCCUGUCAAUAAUACUACAUAACCUCAAAAGCUUCAUUAACAUUGUUUGCGUUUAUUUAUAACUGUAAUUAACAUAUGAAGGAACAUAACCAUCAGUUUCAAAUUAUUUGGGCGUUGGUUUAAACUGGGAAAUGUUUAAUUGAUAUAUAUGUUUGCUACCAAUUACAAAUAAUAAGAAAAUAUGUACAUAUGGGAUACAGAACGUAAGUAUGAAAAAUGGAGAAAAGUUAAACAGAAAUUCACUUAUUACUAACCACAAAAAUGUUAAUGUCAGUCUUCAUUGAACAAUACGUGUUGAAAUCACAAUUAUUAUUUCUGUAUAUAAGAAUAAAGGCCAAAUAUUAACUUCCUGUCAGAGAUAAGCCAAUUAAUUUAACAUAAUUAUAUUAAGGGUUAAAUUUUUAUGAUUAAAUAUGAUUCUAUAUAGGCCUGCAAAAAUCACAGAUGUAAUAUAUAACUUUUAUGAAUUCUGUCUUCGAUGCACUUAUCUGAAUUACAUCAAAAUAUAAAAGGUAAAUGAUAUCCCAAAAUUUAUAUUAUAGGGUGAGGGGUAUCUGUUGUGAAAUCUAUUUCAGUCCAAGAAUAAAUAAUUUUGAUUACGUUCGUGGAAAUCUCAGACUCUAAUAAAAAUACGAACAUCGGUCUGUAAAUAUUUAUUGCCAUAAGAAUUAACUAAGAUAUUUGAGAUAAGUUUGACACUCAAAUAUUCCAUAUCAAGACUCUUAAUACCAUGUCAAAGGCACUUAAUAAUAUGCAGUAUUACAUAAAUUAAUUAUAAGAAUAAAGAAGCUUUACAGUUUCUAAGACAUAAGAAUUUAAUGUAAUUACAAAUGCCGAUAACAACUAUAAUACGGCAAAAUACUGUGUACUUUGGUGUGUUCAAAUAUAUUCCAUUGUAACUGUCAGUUGUGGUUCGGAAACACGUAACGAGUUAUAUCGGGCAUGGCGUUCUAACUGCAACUUUGUGAUAUUAGUUUCUUUAAAAUGUUUCAUCUCUUUCAUUGUCAUUAACUACGAAAGAACGUUAAACCAGAGAACAUAUAAUAGCGCUUGUUAGUUUAUAAGUCGAUGGAAAUAUUAGCCAUUUUUACUUAUAGGUGGAAAGGCCUUCAUAUUGAAUGAUUUUGUGCAGAGCCAUGUUGAUAGCACAUUAAAUUAUAUAUAGUUACACUUCAUGUAAUUAAAGUAGAAAAUUAAACAAAUUUGGUAACAUGGAUUUAUACAGGGAAUAUUUUCCGAACGUUAUAAUAUAAAAUGUUAGUUAAGAAUAAUUCUUAGAAUAUAAAGUGUUUUAAUAAAUUCUUUCUGUCAAUAAGAA